CCGGAAGCGGGCCGUGCGCCGUGGCGUCACGCCGUGACGUUGGUGAUGCCCAUGGCAGAGGGUAGAGGACGGGGCGCAGGGGGGUGAUGGCCUCGUCGGUGGUGAGGGCCACGGUGCGCGCCGUCAGCAAGCGGAAGAUCCAGGCUACGCGCGCCGCCCUCACCCUGACCCCAUCAGCUGUUCAGAAGAUAAAACAGCUUCUUAAAGAUAAACCUGAACAUGUAGGCGUGAAAGUAGGUGUUCGUACAAGAGGAUGCAAUGGACUUUCUUACACAUUAGAAUAUACAAAAUCGAAAGGAGAUUCUGAUGAAGAAGUAGUUCAAGACGGGGUUAGAGUGUUUAUUGAGAAGAAGGCACAGCUGACGCUUCUAGGAACUGAAAUGGACUAUGUAGAAGACAAACUGUCCAGUGAAUUUGUCUUCAAUAAUCCAAACAUCAAAGGAACAUGUGGCUGUGGAGAAAGCUUUAACAUCUGAAGUUUCAAGACUACUACUAUGACUUUGAACACCCCAAAACACUUACUGUUAUGGCUUUCGGAAGCAAAUACAUUUUCUUCAGGUUCGUAGGCUGUGUAAAGUGUGGAUACCAUUAAGAAAAAUAAAGUAAAAUAAUUUUUAAAAUGUAAAUUGUGUGUUAAAUUCCACCACUAAUAUAGUUAUGCUGUAAUUUGUGAUGAGUUGGGAUCCAAAAGGUAAGAACACUUAAGUGCCCUAGUAACACCUCUGUACUUUCACAUGCCAAGGAAAUAAAAUCUCACUGUUCUUUUCAUUUUCUUUGUCCACUCUACUCACACUUCCCCAUCCAGAACCCGUUUGAACGAAUAUAUUGCUUAUGUGUUCUGCUUUGAUGUGGGGGGGCGGGGGGGAAGGAGAAAACCCCAACCAUUGAUAUGCGUUUGUUUAUAAAGAUUUAUAUACACAGGCAUACAGUCCUCAGCUUCAGAGUAUACUAUGAUUAUGUAGAUGCUUGCUUUGUUUUUUGUAGUUUUCUGAUGCUUUCGUCUUUAUGUGUGGGUUUUCUGGUGGUUUAUUUUUCCAUAAAUCUAGGGAAGUCCAAAAAGAUGUUCAUAUAUUAAUAUAGUGGUAGGCUACUGUAGCACUGCUUGUAGAAAUACUUCAAAGUGGGCUAACCCAAUGUUAAUUCUGUUCCUUUCCUUAUUGAAGGUACAGUUUCUGCUGUACUUGGAAAGCCAUUUUCAAGAACAUGAAAUAUAUUCAGGCACUGCAGUACUAAAGCAGGGUACACACAGGCCUUGUUUCUCACAUUUCUGUCGUUUAUCUUUCUUGACUUAAAUUACAAAGUUGGUAAAACUGCCUCUAGAUUCUCUUUCUCCAUGUUCACAGAAUGUGCUGUCUGUACACCAAAAGCUAUGAAUGCUUUUUUUGAGAGAGAAAUCUUACACUUUUCAUUACUUUUUUUUGUAGUAAUGUCUGCUACUAAUUUUGUUCCAGCUUGAACUCUGUUUUGUAUCUCUGUAGGUACUAGGGUUUUUUACCAAAGCUUAUGGUAACUUCUGUUUAACUCCUGUCUUGAGGUUACUUGGUAACAGGAGAAAAAGCAUUUAUAAUUUUAAAAAACCCUAGUGUUUCAUAAUAGUUUUAAAUUACUCCAGACAGUAAUUAAAAUAUCAUGUUUAUAGAAUUUAAUGUUCUCCUAAUCAGAAUUUUGUUUGUGUAAACCAGUGUUUUUCAAGCUUGCAAAGUCUUCAGCACUUCUUCCACUGGUGCUCAGGCAGAAGUGUAACUGUCUCUCCAGGCCUUCCCAAAAGCCAGUGUGAGAGGAGUACUGUUCCAUCCUUUUAUCUCCAUGUUUCCCUGGUUGUCCAGAGAUGACAUUGUUUAGCUACGCUGCUGCCUUGUGCAGAAGAGAAGAGAACCUGUCUGCCUGGGUAACUGAUGGGAAGAGCUGGUGAAAAGGGUGCAGAUAGAAAGGAGGGGACAACAGGGACUGCAAUCUCGCAGUGAAGGAGAAGAAGGUGUUGAGGUGGGGGUGAGCUGAGAGCAUUAAGGCUGCAUGUUAAAAAUCCAGAGCUCACAUUGAUCUGGUCCGUUAUACCCAUGUGUCUGUGAACAAUUUUAGCAUAGUAAUGUGCUGAAGAGGUAGGAUUGCACCUACAUUUUUAUUCUUGAUAAAAUAAUUCUUGAUGUGUUCUAUGUAGUGCACAGGAACAGGUGGUUGGAAUUUCCACAUCUAUAGUUUAAUAUUGUAUUUUGGUUGUAUACUAUAUCUCUUUUUGAUGUAAAAACUAUUUCCUUCAACAGCCAACUGUUGUACACAGUUACUUUAUACAGUGAUUCAGGAAUUACUGGUAAUACACUGGCUAGGUGCAUUUAUAGUGCCGUAAUUCUUUCAGUCUUGCCAAACAACAAAAAAAAAGGCAGUUAAUGUGAUAUAGCUGCACUACAAAACUCCAAGCUAAGGGCAUUUCUUCAGAUUGUGUUCCUCUGCUUCUUGCCAGAGGAUAUGACUUUGAAUGUGGUAGCGCUGGUGGCUGCUAAGAGUGCUAGUACUUACUCAUUUACCUUGUUUGGUGCGCUUUGGGUUGAAGGGGAUUGGUUUGGGGAUUUUUUUUUUAGACCUGUGGCAUGUCUAGCAAUCCUUUUCAAGUGUUUUGUGUAUAGGCUUUGAAUGAAAGUUUGCACUUUUGUACUGCCAUGAAAUAAUCUUCCAAAUUGUCACUUUACUAAGACACCUAACGCACAAUGUGUUAAACUUCUGUUAAAGUGCUAUUUACAGUUGCAUAGGAACAUGGUUUUGCUGAUUGGUCCAUUAUAAUUUUGUGCAAUACUGUAUGUAGAGUUCUCCAGUUAUAAUAAUAAAUAUUGCCUGUUGUUAAACA
Messenger RNA from Grus americana (Whooping crane), 2839 nucleotides. RefSeq names its product iron-sulfur cluster assembly 1 (gene ISCA1). NCBI's taxonomy places the organism in Eukaryota, Metazoa, Chordata, Aves, Gruiformes, Gruidae. Gene Ontology annotation, cellular component: mitochondrion; cytoplasm. Gene Ontology annotation, molecular function: 2 iron, 2 sulfur cluster binding. The transcript has 4 exons. The record is from RefSeq and is a predicted model, not a curated record. The coding region runs from base 87 to 476 and encodes 129 amino acids. Gene Ontology annotation, biological process: iron-sulfur cluster assembly.